Molecule: messenger RNA, 1883 nt
Organism: Trichoderma harzianum CBS 226.95
Lineage: Eukaryota; Fungi; Ascomycota; Sordariomycetes; Hypocreales; Hypocreaceae
Exons: 1
Coding region: 96-1535 (479 amino acids)
Source: RefSeq, a predicted model, not a curated record
ACUCCUCCAGAAAAUCUCCAGCCUGAAGCAAACUUGAUCAUGAAAUCGCCGCCUUGACUUCCCUCAGUUUCGGAAUCGAGAGGCAGCGCGACUCCAUGUCAGCAGUUGUUGGCGUAGCCAGCAGCGUGCAUGCUGGGAGAUGCUUCACGAUGGAUUCGCCGUCGGCAAAAGAUGACGCUCUGCCCGACUCUGGGUAUGCAACAGCCAUGCCCUCUCCAGAGCAGAGCCAAACAGUGGCAGUCGUCUGUAGUGCAAGCGCAAUUCCAACCAAGACAGUCCCGUUUCCGCUACCGGGUGAGAAAAAUUUGCUUCUAUUCAAGAGAGAAGCGGUCCCGGCUACAAUUGCGAGAUUCAACGAGAUUGUCCCGGAGAUUGAACGUCUCCUAGUGCAGUAUAUAAGAACAGCUAAUACGCUCUUCUCAUCCAGCGCACCCUAUCGCCCUAUGUCAAUCCGCUACUUGGUCCUUGGGAAGUCAGAGGCCGAUGCCAAGGAUUGUCUCGUCGUUUUCUGUCCCCCAAGCCAAUACAAGCGCGUAAAGCGAUUCUUUGACAAGCACCGGGCCGUCAAGAGUCUUUGCGAGCCGCCCGAUCUGUCCGCACCGUCCUUUCGACCCGUUGUCAAGGAUCUCGCGCCUCAGCUCACAGUCUUGCAGAGAGGUGACGAAGCUCAGGAAUCCACAGACUCAGAAUUCUCGAAGGAAGCCCCGAGUCCUACCUCGAUCGAAGUUCAUUGUUCCUCCACGCCACCAUCGGACAAGACCUUUUGCGGGACUCCAAUUCGAUUUACUAAUCAUGUCGGGGAGAGUCGACAUGGGACUCUUGGGGGUAUCAUCAAGUUGGUCCAGAACGAUGGCUUCGAGUUGUAUGGGUUGACAGCAGGUCACGGCCUCCUGGACUGGGAAGAUCCUCUCUCGCCUACCAGUGAUUCAGACUACAUGGAUGAUGAUGACUCGUUCAUCGAUGAAGGCUCCAUCGACGAAGAUAUGAAAGAACUUUUAGAGCUGGAGUCUUCUGACGGAUCUAUCUCAAGUCCUGAACCUGAAGCUGCUGAUUCAUCUCCAAGCCAUCCCGAACCCAAGUUGGAGGAGAUGAAAUUAUCCGACACGUGGGCAUUCGAGCACUCUCAAAAACUUGGAAACGUUCUACCAAGACCUAAGCAUUACACAAAAGGCGGCCAAUAUCUUGACUGGGCCCUCAUUGAGAUUGAUGCAUCCAAACUUCAGCCGAAUUACCACCCAUCGCUCAAAUCUAAAAACCUCGAAUUGACCGAAGCUCAGAAGAAGCUUACUCCAGCCGCUCUUGGUCAGCCGGCCAUUAUGAUAGGAGGCUCUCAGGGUUGCAUAUCCAGCACACUUUCAUCACUACCAGCAAGACUGAUGCUCGACCACGGUCAGUCAUUUGUGGAUGUCUAUACCCUCUCUCUACAAGAUCAUACUGGUAAGCCUAUCCAGGACACGGAUUGCAACUUUGAAUCUGAUCAUGACAGUAUGCAUUGGGGACUCUGGUUCAUGGGUGGUCGAUCCACUUACUUAUGAGGUAUUUGGACACAUUGUUGCGACUGACAUGCUCGGCGACGCCUACGUGAUUCCCCUUCAGAGCAUCUUUGAGGAUAUUCGAACAUGGCACGAUGCACAGUCAGUCAAUCUUCCCACUGCCGCCGACUUUGGAGCAAAACUUCUAUCCAGCAGUACCGAACACCAACCACCUACUGCUCCCGCUUAUCUGGCAGAAGAGGUGCCAGCCCGGUCGUUGAUGUCAAUGGGUGGCUCUUCAGUCUUGAAUGAAGGAGCUUCUAGCAGCAUAUUUCGCCCUUCUGAGGACCCCCCUCCCUAUUAUGGAUCUCGUAGUGCCCAAAAAUUCCGAAAUCUUCUACUCUCAAUGUC